AUGUCAACCAAGUUCCUGCGCACACGUCGCUUGCUGCCGUUUCUGGCAGCACCCACUGCACUUCUGUCCGUAUCGUCCGCCCACUUAGAGGCCUCUGAACCUGAAGCCGCCCCACCUGCGCAGCCCGCUGUAAACUUCGUCGGCGUCUUCGUGGAGAAGGAGUCGGCUGCUCGUCUGCGACAACAAUUCCCAGCCAAAUUCGGCAGCGCCGACGAGCCGCUCGUGGUGGUACUACGUUUUCAGCCCACAGAGGAGGAACAGGAGGCAUUUGCACCCAUUUUUGGCCGUGCCGCCAAGCUGCACGUCAAGGGACUGGCCGAGGACGACCACGCACAGACUGUGCUGGUGGCAGUGACGACGGAGACGGGUGAGUCUCUCGAGUACGAGGGCGCCGCGGAGCCUGCACACGUGACGCUGACGUCAGCUGGUGGACUCAGCGCCGGCUACUCGAGCGUGCUGCUCGAGCGUCUACGCGCCAGUGACAAGCUGCGCUACCUUCUAGACGGUGAUGAAGAGAUUAAUGAAUGGACUGGAGAGCUACCGGCCUUUGAGUCCAAGCACCUGCCGUUGUUCAGCCCGUUCCCGGCCGUGGAGGCCAAGAUCGUCAAGGUGGACGCCAAGCAGAGCGAGCAGCUGGCCCUGCAGGGCACCGUGUGUCUGUCGUCUCGAUUCGACGUGGCCACGGGUGAAUGCCAGGCACCUAAAGCUGAGUGUGGCUUCUGUAAGUUCAUGAAGGCUGGUCCCUGCGGUAAGGAAUUUACCGCUUGGGAAACCUGUCUGGAUAACUGCAAGAAGAGCGGCGACGACUUUAUCGAGAAAUGCGGAGCUCAGACACUGGCGUUGCGUGACUGCGUGGACGCCAACCCAGAGUACUACCACGUGCUGAGCGACGGCCCGGACGAGGAGACAGAAGCCAAACAUGUAGAAGACGAUAAACACACGGUGGACUCCCUUCGUGCGGCCAGGUUCAAGAGCGUUGACGCGGCUCCAGUGUCUGCUAUAUGGGAUAAAGCAGCAGCUUCUCGUCAACUGGCUCAGUCGCUCUCAGCCCCACAGAGGCCUCAACAGCAGCAGAAUGCCAGCUCGAACCAGCACUCUGUUCCCUCAAUACGGAAGACUCCACAGGUUCGACUCCGAAGCACUAAACGCGUCAGUAAAGUCCCCAAACUUUCCUUCACGAAGCGGAGAGGGAGAAACGCCAUCUCGAACCAGCUCAGUCUCGUCGGCGUUAGACAGGUGAAUGCCGGUGUGUAUUUAGUAGAGAACGUGAAGACUGGCCAUCGCUACUUUGGCACGACGUGGGACCUCCAGAACGCGGCAGCUCAGAGUUUCCACGACCUGCAGCUUGGUGCGCAUCCUCAUCAAGCGCUGAACUCGAGUUUUAAACAGCACGGCGAGGCAGCUAGUGGCAUCCGCUUCCGCAUUCUGGAACACGUGAGGCCGCCGUCGUCGCCCAAGCCUUCAGUUCAUACCGACCCGGUCACGGCCAAACGAAGGAGAGUUAAGCGUCUGGCAGCUGGCCGAGACGCCGAUAGUAACGACGACAGCUUUGACGUCCGCGCCAUGGAGCGGAAACUAGCAGCGCGACUGCGUUUCCACCAGCGGAGGGUGGUGCGACGGGCGGCGUACAAGAUCGUACGGCGGUUCCUAGUGAUACCAGUACUAGCGCAUGCCUGGCCCAUCUGGGCUAAGGCUGCAUGUGUCCUCCAACGAUCGAUGCGCGAGUUUGUGGCUCGUCGUAAAGCUCGAAGACGACGCGAUGGAGUGCGACGAUGGCUGGCAGCACGGAAGCUGCAGACGCACGUUAGACGGCAUCUCGCUCGUCGUCUGGUAGCGCGUAUGAGACUGGACAAGCGUCGAGCUCUUGCUGCUAUCAGUGUACAGCGUACGACUCGAGGGCAUUUAGCCCGACUACGAGUACGGCGUCUACGACAGCGACGAGUUGAUGACAAGGCCGCCACGUACAUCCAGAAGAUGUGGCGAGGCUACUCCACACGCACUAAAGUGACGCUGCAACGUAGUCUCGGAGGAUACCUGGCACCUCAUAGACUACAUAACUGUCCGCUGGACGAACUGAGAGAUGAAGCGGCCAGGACGAUUCAACAGGCUUAUGGUCGCUGGAAAGCUCGGCGUGUACGAGAGCAGAACGAAAAGGCCACGACGAUCCGCGUGGCUUAUCGUAACUAUGUCGCCAGGAAGUUUGGCUGGGCUGCGAUGACUGUGCUAUCGGAGACAGCGAUGGCGAAUCGUAUCCAACGUAUUGGACGUCGCUGGAUGUUUCAGCGCGGAUUCCGUUGUGUGGUUACUGAGUACCGACGGGAGAAAGCUGCGCGUACUAUUCAGUGCUGCACGCGUCAAUACCAAGCUCGAACGAAGCUCUACACGCUGAGAAAGAAGAAGAAAUGCGCACAAGCGAUCAGACUGAUACAGAGUUUUUGGCGUGGAUGUCGGAUGCUUCUGAAGCUUCGUGAACGUAUUCUAAAGCGGAAACGGGAGCGUGCAGCGCGGCAGAUCCAAGCCACGUACCGCGCGUGGAUAGCACGACGCGAAUACGUCGCAAUUAGGGACAUGGCAAGACGAAAUCGAGCUGCCACGAAGAUGCAGUGCAUGUUCCGAGCGCGACAAGCUCGACGCGAACUCACGCGACGUCAAGUAGUCCGACGUCUGGGCGCUUGUGAGAACUGCCGCUCUCAACUCGCCACGGUCUACCACUUCGAAGCCGAGAGUGAGCUAUGUGGCGUCUGUAGUGACGAGUUCGCUAGCGUUGGAAAUACUGUCAUGGAGACUCUGGAUGUCGCUGUGUACCGCCGUAUUCUGGUCCCUCUGGUGGGUGCCCAACGCGCGUAUCGGACCUUUCAAGACAAGAUGCGGCUCCAGCUCGGGACGUGUACGUUGUGCGAAAAAAAGGCUGUACGUAGAUGUUGCUGGUCCUGUUUGUACGGUCACGGCGUCAGCUCAAAUGAGGCUAAGCGCAAUGGGGAGGCAGCUCUGGGAUUGACGUUCUGUCGGUCUUGCGAUGCUCUGUUCCAUGAGCGUAAGCCACACGAGCGGAAAGAAAUCGAGCGUGCAUACGCUGAAGAUGCUGCGGCCGUGACGAUUCAAACGUACUAUCGCCGGUUUGCACAGCGACCUCGCCGUGAGGUCCACCGUCUGAAGCACGAACGGGACAGCGCGAUCGUGAUUCAACGUGCGUUCCGACGGUAUCAAGUGCGACGUGUGUACAAUGCAGCCGCUGUGAUUCAGAGCACUGUACGCGGUUGGCUGGCACGCCGUGUGGCUCAUGCUCUACGUCAAGAACGACUUGAGAAACAGAGGAACGCCGCCGCGUGCUGCAUUCAGCGUCACGUGCGCGGGUUUCUUGCCAGACGACGCGUACUGCACCUUCGUCAGCACAAUGCAGCUGUGUCUAUACAAUCCGUCUGGCGUGGAUUCGUCGCGCGGUGCGAGUUACACGUUCUGCAGCUUGAGAAGCAGCGGAAAUUUUGCGAGGAUUUGCGUGCCAGACUCUGUGUCGUCGCAGCACAGAUCGCCGAGAGUGAACGAGUUUCAGCCACGCGCAUCCAGACGAUGGUGCGUGGACGACAAGCUCGAAAUGAGUUGCUCAGACGGAAACUUCAAGCAGCCAGGAGCGCGCGCGAACAGCUUCGUGAUCGUGUCGUGGCGCUCGAAGUGAUGAGUGCGAUGUGCAUCCAGCAUCAUGUGCGCGAGCGUAUCACGGCUCCUGUCAGUCGCCAACGUCUUCGCGCUCAAUGCUGCGCUCGAUGUUUCUUGAGUCGACGCACAGCGAAGCGGUUGCGACUGGAGAAGCAGUCGGCUGUGCGGAUCCAACGCGCGUUCCGGUAUUCCCGUGCGAAGCGGAGACUCGCUCGGCUCGUGGACGACGACACGGCAACGUCGGCGUCUGCGUGGGUCGAGCUGUUCGAUGAAGCGAGUGGAUACGUCUACUACUACCACACAGAGACUGGCGAGAGUGUCUGGGAGCGUCCUCCGAAGAUGAAUUAUUCACCUGAAGACACGCCCAGGGAAAAUGUGGGCGAAUGGGUUGAGUACUGGGACGAAAAUGUCGGCACGUCGUACUUCUACAACGUCAAAACUGGUGAGGCAACGUGGACUACACCUGCAGGUUAUCAGAGCAGCAACCAGGAAGACGCAGCACAAGCGUGGCCGACGACGUUGGAGGAGGAAAAGCAAGACGUGGAGGCGUACGGGGACCAGUACGCACCGUACGGCUACGAGUACGCUGAGGACCAGGCUUACUACGGCAACAACGGCGAGGACUACGCGUAUCCCCUGGAACAGGCAGACAACGAGCUGAACGAAGGGGUCGACACGGAGUACGACAUCAACUACAACAUUUACCUCACGCAGCUACAACAGCAACAGCAAGAAGACCAACAGCAACAAUAG
Messenger RNA from Phytophthora infestans T30-4, 4407 nucleotides. RefSeq lists its product as uncharacterized. Gene Ontology annotation, cellular component: spindle pole. Gene Ontology annotation, biological process: mitotic cell cycle; establishment of meiotic spindle localization; spindle organization. The coding region runs from base 1 to 4407 and encodes 1468 amino acids. Lineage: Eukaryota; Oomycota; Peronosporomycetes; Peronosporales; Peronosporaceae. The transcript is spliced from 5 exons. Gene Ontology annotation, molecular function: protein binding. The record is from RefSeq and is a predicted model, not a curated record.